Messenger RNA from Ogataea parapolymorpha DL-1, 3309 nucleotides. RefSeq names its product Topoisomerase 1-associated factor 1. Gene Ontology annotation, molecular function: DNA binding. Gene Ontology annotation, cellular component: replication fork protection complex. Gene Ontology annotation, biological process: DNA replication checkpoint signaling; DNA repair; replication fork arrest. Lineage: Eukaryota; Fungi; Ascomycota; Pichiomycetes; Pichiales; Pichiaceae. The transcript has a single exon. Bases 1 to 3309 code for a protein of 1102 amino acids. The record is from RefSeq and is a predicted model, not a curated record.
AUGGAUUCAUCUUCAGACCGAGGCCUGGAGGACGAUUUGGACUUCGACAACGACUUCCAGCACACGCCUUUGUCGGACUAUGAGGCUGGUGAGGCCACAAAGCAGUCUGGUGCUUUCGACGCGGCGAAAUUCGAGCUCGAGGCCCAGCAGGCCCUCAAGUCCCAGAUUCUCAUCCUGUGUUCUGCGCUAGGCGGGGCGGACGACACCGGCAAGUACGUGCUUGGUGCCGACGCGUUGGCGUGUCUGAAGGAUAUCAAGCGCUGGAUCAAGGUUGUGGACGACGCGUCGGACACCUGGAACGUUGCCUCUGCGUGCGACGACAACGGCCUGGUGGUGAACGAUCUGGUCCCGAUUUUGGUUCAGCUGCCGGCCCGGGCCGUGGAUGCGAACAGAACAUUCUACCACAACAUCCUGCUGGCCGCCCUGGAGCUUUUGGUGGCGCUGACACGGCCGCUGGUCCUGGACACGGAGCGGGCCUCUGCGGCGAAGAUCGACCUGUACAUCAAGCUGAAAAAAUCACACGUCCGGUACAAAGACCGCAUUCUCAACUACGAAGCUGGACGAUGUCUGAAAAGCGUUGUGGGGCUGACAAUCCCCAUCCUGAGCACGCCUAGAGACCAGCGGAGCCCCAAGGACACGGUGAUCCUAAAUCUGUGUCUGAAUCUUUUCCGCAACGUGCUGCGCAUCGAGCCGGCGGACACAACGGUGGGGACGCGGCGCAGCACUUCCAAGACGCAGCAGGUCAACGACAACAUGCCGAACGGCGUGAGCAGGGAAGAUAUCAGUUUCUCGCACACGGUGUGCGUUUUCCGCGAAAACAAGGUGCUGCGGUUUGUGCAGACGAUCACGGCAGGACUGGGACGCGAGUUUGACGAGCGCGUGCUCGGCAGCGUGUGUCUCGACACCUACUUCUACCUGCUCUACGGUCUCGACCCAGCCACUGUGGCGGUGCAGCCGACCGACGGUGCGCGUGGCGGUGCAGCUUCCGUGCUGACUCUUGGCUCCGCUCUGGAGCACGAAAAGCUACUCAAGAAAAAGCUGCUGAGCAACAACGUGACGCGCCACGCCAACUUCGGCACGUUGCUGAGCAUUCGGCAGGGCGACGAGCCCGUGCUGACGGUGUCGGGCCAGACACGGCUGAUCCACGCCGACCUGCUCGAGCAGCUGGACGCCGGCGUUUCCAAGAAGGCCGUGGCGGCGCGGCAGACGGCCAACAAGAACGAGAGCACGCGGUCGGACUUUGACCGGCGGCUGGGCGCAGAGCGUGCAAAACAGCUCUCCCGCGACGCACAUGGCGUUGUCCGUGAAUUUUGCACCGAUUUUGUGGAGGCCGGGUUCGGCCCGCUGCUGCGCGCGUUGCGGCGCGUCGUGCUAGGCGAGCGCACCUCGUUUGCCGCGUUUGUGGAAUUCCACUUCUUUUACGUCGUUUCGUGGGUGCUGAAGUACGAGCGACUGCUCCGUGAACACCACGCCGAUCACGUGUUCCGGCUCGGCUACGUCCAGGACGCGCUGAGCCACGACAUGCUGCGGCUCGUUGUCAAGAACAGCCUGCCGUUGUACCUCCAAAACCGCGAGCACAGUCUUUUGCGCGUCGCUGUCGGCUGUUUCCGCGAGAUGCUGCUCACCGUCGUGGACAUGCACCGCCUGCGGCCGGAGGACUACUCCGGCCUCUCGCCAGAGCAGCAGGACGAGCUGGACGCGUACACGGCUGCGGCCGAGCAACUGCUGCGGCUGACGUUCUCCGCCGAAGACGACAUCGAGGUGCUUUUCCAUGUCGUCCACGACGCUCACAAGGUGUCACUGGCGCACGCGCUCGACAUGAUUGAGUACACUCAUGUGCUGCUCAAGGUGCUGCAGUACCUUGCGGACCUGCCGACACCGCUCGCGAUGGGCAGAAAACGCCGUGGCCGCUCGCAGCAGCAGCAGCAAGACUCCGACUCCGACAGCAUGGACGACGCGCGGCUGAAACGGUAUUUGCAGUUCGACCGCGCGCGCUACGAGGUGUACGAGCGCAAGCUGCUGCAUGAGCGCGUGGUGGGCUGCUACGUGUCUGUCUUUGCCAAGUUUGGUGAGCUGAGCGAACCGCAAAUGCGCAGAUGUAUCUCCUAUUUCAACCGCAUCAUGCUGAAAAAAGACGAGCACUUUUUCAAGCUGCUACGGCUCGAUUUCAUGCUGGCUCUGCACGACAUAAAGGACGCCGUGUUUGGCCCCGCCGUGAGGCGCGAUCUCGGCCGUCUGCUCGGCUACUACAUGCACACGCUCGAGAAAAAAUGGGCCCAGACCGACGCCGUGCUGCUCGACCUGCUGACGCUCGGCCAGGACCACGACCGCGGCGUGCGCGCAUACCUGGAAACAGGCGAUUUGGAUGAGUGGCGUGCACGCGAGCACGCACAACGCGGCGCCGACGUGGCGUUUGCAACACCAGGCCUGUCGUACUCGCACAAGGUGAGCGUGCUUGCGAGCGCACUCGUGUAUCGCGACCACGGCAGUCUGCUGGAGACGCUGACGGCGCUGCUGCGGACACGUGACGACGACGAGCUCGUGCUGGACGACCGCGCGGCGCUGCGCAGCGGCGUAUUCCGGCUGCUGCUCGCCACAGUGGGCUUCCGUCUCGCGCCCGGCCGCGCUGUGCUGCCCCGCGACGCCGACGCGGGUCACGUGACCGCGACGGUGGAGCUGCUGGAGCAGGCGCGGGAGCAGCCGCUGGAGAGCGACGAGGUGGAGGCCGAGCUGGUGGAGGAGGGGCAGGAGCCGCGGGAGCAGCGCGACGACGACUCAGCGCGUUUUGACGAUCUCGGCUCGGACAACGACCUGGAGACGCUGAACCGUGUUUCGGAGACCAUAGACCGGCUGGACGUGUUGGAGGCGGCGCUGGAGAAAAAUACGGGCAAGAGACGGCGCGACCCCGAGGCGGACAAAGUGCGGUUUGCGGCCGCCGGACGCAAGCGCAAGGGCCGUGCUACCAAGACGAAGCGGCGCAAGAGUGCGCCGAAGCACGACGGGCCGAAACAGCAUCUGUCGUCGAAGUACGUUGACUCGGACGACGACGCGUCGGACGCAGAGAAAGAAGCCGAGUUUUUCCGGCGGGAAGAGCAGCUGCAGGCGCUGAUCCAGGCGAACGGCGGCGUGAUCAGUCCGGAGCAGUUCCAGCGACUUCUGGGCGGUGGCGGGCAGCAGAGGAGUAUGGUAGACUUGAGCGAAAAUGAGGAGAGCUCAUUGAGCGGAAGCGAAAGCGAGGGCAGCACUCAGGGGUCAGGUGUGCCCGCUCGCCGCGGCCGUGCCGUGAUUGACGAGGAUGAGGAUGAGUAA